UACGAUUCGAAAGAGGAUGUUCUGCGUAUGAUCAAUUUUAAAUCGAGGCAAGCUGCUGACAAAUAAGUUGAUAUUACAGAAGUUUCAACAGCCUGUUUUAAAAUCAGUAUUUCGCAUUAUUUAUGGUCGAUAUAAAGAUUGUAUUCGCAGAUACAACCUGAUGUUAAAGAGACACUACAGCUCAUUUUGCGCAAAAAUCAUAUAAUGACAAUUUUACCACAACUUUUUAUAAUUUUGUUGCAUAGUUGAAAGUAUAAACUUUGCGAAAAUAGUACAUUCAUAAAGUUAGAAAUUCUCGUUUUAUGACUAAAAUUAAUACUUUUUGAUGGCCUAUACAAUAAAAACAAAGAAAUACCGACAGACUCCGCCUUGGUAUUCAGACGCAUGCGCAUAGAAUGUAAACAUAUCAGAAUGGCGUCUAUCGAGAGAAAACGUGCGUUGGGAAGACCCCGAAUUUUAACGGACUCUGCUAGGAAAAGGGCGAAAAGAGAGCAAAGUAUAAUUCACACACGAAGUAGGGUUUACCUGGGGGACCAAUAUGACCGUUGGUUAAGAAAGAAAGAGGAACUUGGCGAAACACACGCAGGACUAGCGAAGAGGCUGCUCAACAAGUUUAUGACAGAUAGUGAAACCGAGUCAGCUGAUCAAUCAUUGAAAGAGAGAUUCUCUACUCCUAUAACAGACAAGAGUAAAACUCAGUUUGUUCGUCCUCCAGAUGUGUCUGAAAUCUCCUCUGCUUUAAGCCCAAGCCAAAAACGGAGAAAACUAUUCAGAGAGGUGGUGAAAGAGACAUCAUAUGUAAAUCCAUUUGAUGUAACGAUAGAUAUCUCUGAGGAAAGCUCAAGUGACAUUGAUUCAGAUGAAGAGUAUGAACCAAGUGUCAAUGUUACCAUCAGACCAAAAAACAUGUGCGAUGUGGAAGAAAUAACACUUGAGGAACAAGAGUUUGGAAAGGAGAAAACAGAAGGUGAUGGCGAAUCAGAAAUUCUAGAGAAGGCAGAGGACACAGGUCCAGGGAUUAUUAAAAUUCUGUGUGAAGAUGAUGUCCAUUUGUUGACGGAGGAUGAAACAUGCCUGAAUCACUUGGCCAAAACCAUCCUUGGGUGA
Molecule: messenger RNA, 1107 nt
Organism: Ostrea edulis (European flat oyster)
Lineage: Eukaryota; Metazoa; Mollusca; Bivalvia; Ostreida; Ostreidae
Exons: 6
Coding region: 385-1107 (240 amino acids)
Source: RefSeq, a predicted model, not a curated record